Molecule: messenger RNA, 564 nt
Organism: Astyanax mexicanus (Mexican tetra)
Lineage: Eukaryota; Metazoa; Chordata; Actinopteri; Characiformes; Acestrorhamphidae
Product: thyrotropin subunit beta
Exons: 2
Coding region: 1-402 (133 amino acids)
Biological process (GO): G protein-coupled receptor signaling pathway
Cellular component (GO): cytoplasm; extracellular region
Molecular function (GO): hormone activity
Source: RefSeq, a predicted model, not a curated record
AUGGGCGGUUCCAUGGUUCUGCAGGUUCUGCUGGUCUCUUUAGCUGCUGGGGUUCUGCUGGGAUGCUCCCUGAAGAACUUCACCCUCCAUGUGGAGAAGCAGGAGUGCACCCACUGCCUCACCAUCAACACCACCGUCUGCAGCGGCAUGUGCUUCACACAGGACAGUAAUCUGCAGGGCGUGGCCGGGAGAAAGUUCCGGGUUCAGAGAGGGUGUGUUUAUCAGUCGGUGGCCUAUCGCUCGGCUGAAGUGCCCGGAUGCCCCGCCCACAUCGACCCGCUGUAUAUCUACCCCGUGGCUCAGCGCUGCCGCUGCAGUAAAUGCAACACCGUUACAAACGAAUGCGUCCAGACGCCGCUGCAGCUGCACGACUCCUGCAGAUCAAAGCAGCAGCUUCAGUAAAGAUCAAAGACCAGUAGUGAUCUCUGAUCACUGAGUCACACCAUCGGCUAAGAUAGUAACCAGGAGAUGCUAGGCUAAUGUCGCUAACAAACACUGGAAUUACACUAGAACUAAUAUGAUGUUUUUGUAAACAGAUUCCAAUAAACUUUAAGUAUGUGCAGC